Drosophila takahashii is the source of this 973-nucleotide messenger RNA. RefSeq lists its product as uncharacterized. The record is from RefSeq and is a predicted model, not a curated record. NCBI's taxonomy places the organism in Eukaryota, Metazoa, Arthropoda, Insecta, Diptera, Drosophilidae.
AACAUUACAUUUUUGGACAAUAAGUGGAUUUCGACAAACGAUGGCCAACCAACUUGUUAACGGCAACGAUUUCGUACACAUUACGGCUGACCAAGAUGAUUUCAUCGACGUUUUGGACUUCAAGGAGGAGCCACUAAUGAUCUCCGAGGAGGACAUGAGCAGCCACGCCUCUGAGAUUGAGGGGGACAUGCCUCCGGGUGAAGAAUUGCAAGGAAUUGAAGGUGGUCUCGCGGUUCUGGUGGCAGCCAUUGAGACUUUCAAAACACAAGAUGGAUAUAUUUCCGGUGAUCAUUUUACCCCAGAGCCCGUAGAACCAGCAGGUGAAAUUGCGGAAGAGAUAGAAACCGGAUUUUUCGAACGACAUGGCGAUCAUUUGCAGCAAAACGAUAACACCUACAACGUGAUCUCCUCUGAGUGUUUUUCCCAUCCCUCUGAAGAAGUAUCCCAGAUGACGCAACUGAUCCGUUUUCAAAACGAGACUAUCGUUUACCAGUCGUACUCGCCACCCUCGAUCCCCAAUUCACAUGUCUGCCAUUGCCGCCACAAUCACAGCCGCAUCCUGGAGGACGACUGCGAAAUCGAUAUGAUGGAGGUGGCCUGCAUCCUGCUCAAUUCGGCGGCUGCUCAAAUGAGUCCCCCUGUUCAGGUGGACGAAGAUACGGUGCGAACCAUUGCCGACGGCCUGACCUCGGCCACGGACUUCACGGCGGGGGAGGGGAUUCCGCUGAUCGGACGCCAGGGGGUGGGUCGCCUGGUCGCCGCCAUUAUCCUGGAGAGGGAGUCGGGCAUCCUUCUGGCCUACGCCGUGGCCCAAUUGGUGCCUCAGGCUCUGAUCGACGGCAUCACAGGGGACGUGACAGGCAUGAUGCUCCAUCAGGUAACUCGCGGAUUCGGAGUCAACGACAACUACCGUCGCAUCAUCACCGAUAACUCCGGACCCGUCCUCUUGUUGGUCAACCAAAUUCCAAACUAA